Molecule: messenger RNA, 2847 nt
Organism: Durusdinium trenchii
Lineage: Eukaryota; Dinophyceae; Suessiales; Symbiodiniaceae
Source: the annotation of a GenBank genome assembly
GUUCUUCUCCAAGUUCUGAAAAAGUUUGGCUUCUUGCGUGAUGGACAAACGGUAGCCUGCGCGGCAAGCCCGCGCUUUUGCGGCCCAUGUUUGUCUCGCCAUCGCAUGCUUCUCAUCGAAAGCACCGCAGCAGUCAUGGGAGAAGGCAGCAACUUGCCCUCCUAGGUGUCGGCCUUUCGUUGAUCAAUGCUGCGGCCUUCGCUCGUCCUCGAGGAUUUGGUGCCGUUCCUCUCAAGGACACCAAAGAGGCAACUGUCAUCGAUGUCUCUCCGGGAAGAGUUGCUGGUGCUGUCGGUUCAAUGCUCAAGGCGCAGAAGCGGCCAGGUGUAGAUGUGGUCAUUGCAGGAGGAUCUCUAGCAGGGUUGUGGCUGGCCAUGCUGCUGAGUGCAGGCGUUGCUAUUGGCAAAGUAGCACGUGUCCGUCUCUACAAGGGAAAGGCUUCAAAGAAGUUCUCCGAGGACACCCUUGAGGUUGCCACACUGGAAGGCAUGCUGUGGUCUCAAAUUCCUGAUCAUUUCAGAAAGGUUUUGACCUCCAUCGGAUUUGCCGAACAGUGGCCCAAGAUGGAAGAGUCUGAAGAAGAGUUCCCACGCAAUGUGGCAGUUUUCCGGCUCAAAGACGCCCUAGAGAAGUACCUUGAGGAGGCAGAUUGCGUGGAGCUCAUCUCCGAGGAUUAUAGCCUGGCGGAGCAUGGAAGUUUGCUGCGAGAAGACGACCGUCCUCAAUGCAUCGCCUUUGCAGACAGAGCGUCCUUGAAGGCAUGUGAGGAGAUCUUUGAGGAUCUUUUUGCACGACCGAUUCCUCGAGAAGCUGGCGGGUUUCUGGUUGCUCCAGAGAGGACCCUGGCCGUCUCGGUCUCUGUGGACGAAGCACCACCUCUCGGAACGACGAUGGUGUUGAACUGGGCUCAGAGGAGAUAUUUCCUCAAUUGGGCAGGCGAACAAGAAGGUGUACUUCAGAUUCGCUUGACACCAGAUGAAGGGCAACUUGUUGCAGAAUUGAUGCAGACAAGCGAGCCAUUGAAGAAGCUGCAGCAGAGAGAUGAAGAGUCAAGUGAAGCGCUGGCAGGCCUAUGGGACGACAUCAGAGAUGCCUGUCGCAUCUUUGACCUGCCAGAGGGUUCCGUCUGUGGACUUGCACUCUUCGCCGCAGACGUGGCAGACCGCCCGAGCUACACGCGAUUUCCUGGUGUGGAGGCAGAGGAGGAGCCUUUGGUUGCCUUCUUGCUGGGCGGCGCUGCCCGACAAGGCUCGGCCAGUUUCGGUCCUGGCUUCGGGGCGUCUGGAGACCUCGAAGCCGCCACCUCCGCGGCGAAGGCCCUUCUCUCAGACCGUGCCCAAGCCGUCGCACGCGUGGACCUCGAUGCAGUUGCCAGCCACGAGGUGGCAAUGAAGGGCUUGUGUGCUAGAGAGCGCCAGGUCGGCUUGGGCUUGGGCCAGUGCAUCGACUCCGGACUGCGCAACGAUGGUCCUCAGGCUGAGGACACUGUGCUGGGGCGUUUGGAGGCCACACUCAAGCAGCUGCGGAAGCAUCCACAGCGGUGGCCUCCUUGUGUGCAGGACACACUCCCAUCCUGGGAAGAGCUACAACAGCAGCUGCUGAGUAGAAGCGUCUCAGCACGUUGCUGGCGGGCCAUGGCCGCAUCAGGCCCCUGGCCAGACCCGGCCAAAGAGGAGGCGGAGAAGACGGUUGCUGAAGCAGAAGCUGCUGCCUACGAUUUUGGUGGUGCAACGGAACAAGGUCUCCAAGCCGCCAAGUCCCUGGAAGACCAAGCAGACCUUGGAUCUGCUGAGUCGAUGUUUCAGCUUGGCGUGAUGUAUGUCACCGCAAACGGCGUGGACAAGGAUAUGUCCAAAGCAUUUCACUGGAUCCAAAAAGCUGCUGACUUGGAACACUUAGAAGCACAAAACUGCGUGGGCACCAUGCUUCGGAAUGGUUUGGGCGUCGAGAUCCGGAAGGAGGAAGCAGCGCAAUGGUUCGAGAAGGCCGGUGCCCGUGGCCAUGCAGAAGCACAAUUCAACCUUGGAGAGAUGUUCUGGGAUGCAGAGCUUCCACAAGACCUGGAGGCCGCUGUGUUGCUUUUCCAGAAAGCAGCCCAGGCGGAUUUGGACGCAGCUCAAUUCAAGCUUGGCCUUGCACUGCGGCGUGGCCUGGGAAUUGAGAUGGACGUGCCACAAGGGAUGCAAUACAUUGAGAAAGCAGCGCAGCAUGGGCUUGCUGAAGCAGAGUGUUUUUUGGGAUCCUGCUUCUUUAGUGGUGAUGGUGUUCAACGAGACCUGGUGAAAGCAGCUAGCUUUUUUCGCAGAGCGGCCGAACAGGGAGAUGUGACGGCCCAGUACAGCCUUGGCGUCAUGCAUGAGCUGGGGGAAGGUGUGCCGCGAAGUGACACACAAGCGCAGCAUUGGUUUCGCACAGCAGCAGCCCAAGGAUCCCUGGAGGCUCAAGCACGUGUCCGCAGCCCAGGUCUAUUGCCGCCUCCUUCAGCUUGAAGCAGCAGAUAGGUCCUUGCCAUGGUAAGGAUCACAAGCAGUUGCAGUUCUUGACAGUGUGGCGCUGAAUGCUAUGAUUGCUAUUCUGCAACACUGGUGUGGCUUCGAAAGGAGUUCAUAUAGCCAGACGGUACGUGACACUACGAGACUACGUGAUUGGUAUUCGGGCGUGUCCUGCUACAUUCUCAGGGUUCUCCGGCUUGCUCCAGCACUUGCUCCAGCAGCCCAGGUUGUCAUGAAAAAGCCCACCCAAACUCAGAACGACAUGUUUGCCCUCGUCCAGGGCUUCUUUAUCGGGAGUUGCGAACAGCGCUGGAGCACACGGGGCCCUAAAGUUGGAAUCGCGCAUUCUCGCGGG